CCAAUCGUCGUUUCGCUUUCACGGCGAGUUUAACGGGAACGCGUUUCGCGUGCGAGCGUCACCGAUUCGCGGCAUCGUUGCGUGGUGUUGCGGGUUUGGUUAUAAAUCCCGCCAUCUCCGCAUUUGUAGUCGUACGAAUCUACGGUCAAUGCUUGUUGUUCCGUUGACGGUCAAAUUCACGGAAUAAGUCAACCAUCGCACGUGCCGAUGCGCAAAUAACGGAGGAUCAGAGAUAGAAGAUGUGAUAACGCCGAGAGGCUAUUUACGCGUCUUCUGAAUGUUUUGUUCCCCUCGUCCGCCAACGACGCAGGCGUUGAUUAUAAUUUCACAUUAGAAAGAGAAGGAUCUCCUCGUGGUAGCCGCGCGUGUGAGUAAAAAAUCCAAGCCAUGGCGAACGUGUCCCUCGAUAAGGAUAUGUUUUUUCGGCGCAUGAAGCGCCUGUACGUCGCGUGGAAGGAUGGCGAAGUCGGCACUGAUGACAGUUUCAAUAAAAUGGAUUGUCUCGUUUCUGCCGUUGGUACUGAUGAGGAUAUUGUAUACAGCAAGUCUAUAGCAUUACAGACAUGGCUGCUCAGUUAUGAACUCACAGAUACUAUAAUGUUGUUGGCAGAAGAAUCUAUUAAUUUCUUGGCAAGUAAAAAGAAAAUUGAAUUUCUGAGAAAAGUAGAGAAUCAGAAUACUGAAGAAACAGGAGUACCACCUGUGAAAUUAUUUGUCAGAGACAGGAGUGAUGAAGACAAGGCAAAUUUUGCAAAACUCAUUGAGGUGAUGAAGCAAAGCAAAAAGGGCAAAACUUUGGGAGUAUUUUCGAAAGAAAAUUAUCCAGGUGCUUUUAUGGAUGCAUGGCGAGCCGCUUUGAAGAGUGAAUCCUUCGAUACGGUCGACGUGAGUGCCGCAGCUGCUUAUGUCAUGUGCCCAAAAGAAGACAGCGAGAUAAUUACUAUAAAGAAAGCUUGUCUGAUAUCUGUGGAUGUUUUCACAAAGUAUCUUAAAGAUCAGAUAAUGGAAAUCAUAGACUCGGACAAGAAAGUUAAACAUUCGAAACUGGCUGAAGGUGUAGAUACAGCUAUCACAAAUAAAAAGUAUGUUACUGGAGUAGAUGUUUCGCAAGUAGAUAUGUGUUACCCUGCAAUUAUACAAAGUGGUGGAAAUUAUUCGCUUAAAUUUAGUGCUGUUAGUGACAAAAAUACUACUCUUCACUUUGGUGUUAUUAUUUGUUCAUUGGGAGCACGUUAUAAAUCUUAUUGUUCUAAUAUAGUGAGGACUCUGUUAGUUAAUCCUACAAAAACAAUUGAGGAAAAUUAUAACUUUUUGUUACAAUUGGAAGAGGAGAUUUUGAAAAAGUUAGUUGCAGGAACUAAGAUAAGCGAGGUAUACGAGGCUGGUAUUAAAUUUGUGAAAGAUGAGAAACCAGAAAUGUUAAAUCAUUUAACUAAAAAUUUUGGAUUUGCUAUGGGUAUUGAAUUCAAAGAGAGCUCUUUGUUGUUGGGUCCGAAAAUUCAUGCUGUAAUUAAGAAAGGCAUGGUAUUUAAUGUUAAUGUCGGUCUUGCAAAUCUUGCCAAUCCAGAUGCAACAGACAAAGAAGGGAAAAUGUACGCUCUUUUCAUAGGCGAUACAGUUAUAGCGAAUGAAGGACAACCCGCUACUAAUUUAACACCAUCGAAAAAGAAGGUAAAAAAUAUAGGAAUAUAUGUGAAAGACGAUGAAGAUGAGGAGGAGGAGGGAAGUGGAAAGGAAAACGAACCAAAGCCAGAAAUCCUGGGACGUGGAAAAAGGACAGCGGUGAUAGAGUCUAAAUUGAGGACGGAACAUAGUUCAGAGGAGAAAAGAAAGCAACAUCAAAAGGAAUUAGCUCAACAGCUGAAUGAAAUUGCUAAGGCUCGAUUGGCCCAGCAAUCUGGCGGUAAGGAACAAGAGAAGAUACGCAAAUCAACGGUAUCUUACAAAAGCCUGAGUCAUAUGCCACGCGAGCCGGAAGUUAAAGAGUUAAAGUUGUAUGUGGAUAAGAAAUAUGAAACUGUGAUUUUACCUAUUGCUGGUAUUCCAGUACCUUUCCACAUAUCGACAAUUAAGAACAUUUCACAGUCGGUAGAAGGAGAUUAUACGUAUCUUAGAAUAAACUUCUUCCACCCUGGCGCGACUAUGGGACGGAACGAAGGUGGAUCUUAUCCUCAGCCCGAUGCAACGUUCGUCAAAGAAGUAACAUAUCGAAGCACAAAUACCAAAGAGCCUGGUGAAAUCUCCGCACCGUCGUCAAACUUAAAUACGGCCUUCAGACUUAUUAAAGAAGUCCAAAAGAAGUUCAAAAAUCGAGAAGCGGAAGAAAGAGAAAAGGAGGAUCUUGUAAAACAGGACACCUUAAUAUUAUCACAGAAUAAAGGCAAUCCAAAGUUGAAAGAUUUAUAUAUCCGACCGAAUAUUGUCACAAAAAGAAUGACCGGUGGAUUAGAAGCACAUACAAAUGGAUUCCGUUAUACUUCAGUCCGUGGCGAUAAAGUAGACAUUCUUUAUAAUAACAUUAAGAACGCUUUCUUCCAGCCAUGUGAUGGUGAAAUGAUCAUACUGUUGCAUUUUCAUUUAAAACAUGCUAUUAUGUUUGGUAAAAAGAAACACGUAGACGUACAGUUUUACACCGAAGUUGGAGAAAUUACAACAGAUUUAGGUAAACAUCAGCAUAUGCAUGACCGCGACGAUCUUGCAGCUGAACAGUCGGAACGAGAACUGAGACAUAAGUUAAAAACUGCUUUUAGAAGCUUUUGUGAAAAGGUUGAAGGAAUGACAAAGCAAGAAAUAGAAUUUGAUACACCAUUUCGGGACUUGGGAUUCCCUGGUGCACCAUACAGGAGUACUGUCUUACUUCAACCAACUAGUGGAUGUUUGGUUAAUCUUACAGAAUGGCCUCCAUUUGUUAUAACCUUGGAAGAUGUUGAAUUGGUUCAUUUUGAAAGAGUACAAUUCCACUUAAAGAAUUUUGACAUGAUUUUUGUUUUCAAAGAUUAUCAUAGAAAGGUAGCGAUGGUAAAUGCCAUUCCUAUGAAUAUGCUAGAUCAUGUUAAGGAAUGGUUAAAUUCGUGCGACAUUCGAUAUUCGGAAGGUGUUCAGUCUUUGAAUUGGACGAAGAUUAUGAAGACUAUAACAGACGAUCCUGAAGGAUUCUUUGAUAGCGGCGGAUGGACGUUCUUGGAUCCAGAAAGUGAUGCUGAAAAUGAAGAAGUUGAAGAUGAAGAAGAGGAAGAAGAUGAUGCAUAUGAGCCAUCUGAUAUGGAAAGCGAGGAAGAAUCUGAUGAUGAUUCCGAAUAUUCUGAAGCUUCUGAAGAUUCUGAUAGUGAUGAGGAAGCUUCAUUAGGUAGUUCUGAGGAAUCGGGAAAAGAUUGGUCAGAUUUGGAAAGGGAAGCGGCCGAGGAGGACAAAGAAAGGGGAGAUGAUCGUUACCGUGAAGAUUACAGUUCCAAAAAGAAGAAAGCACAUCGAAGACAAUCUCCUCCUUCAAAAGACAGGCAUAAUUCUAAGCACAAGAGUUCUACGAAUUCGAAGAGUAAAAGUUCAUCCAGCAGUAAACGAUCACCAGACAAACACAGAACGGAUCGAUCACGGAGUGGGGGCUCACACAAGAAGGGGUCUCCUUCCAAAUCAUCCAAACACAGUCCCAAGAAAAGUGAUAAACACGAUAAGCAUGAGAAAAGUAAGCAUUCUUCAUCGCAUUCUUCGUCCAGCAGUAAAAAACGCGCUCGUGAACAGAGUUCCGAAAGAAGCGACAGAGUAUCUAAGAAAUCUAAGAAGUAAAUCCAGAGGGAAUCUGCACACUGAAAAAAAAGCACACAGGAAAUUACAGCAAAUACCAUGCUGAAGUAAAGUUUAAUAUUUUUUUUAAGAUAUAGCAAUUUAUAAGAAUAGUACAUUUUCUUGCAUCGUUUGAACGAGCAAAGCAGAAACAAAUCAAUUAACGUUAUAUUUAAAAUGAUUAUUUUUUGCCGUUCGAGUAUUUUACUUUCGUACACAUUUAAUUUGUUGUAGUAUGUAAAGACUUACAGCAAUGAUAUAUUAAUAUCCUCUGUAACGAUAUUUCUAUAUUUACGGUUUCAAAUGUACAUAAUAAAAUUUUGUACGAAGUAAAGAUAUGUAGAGAUGUAUGUAUUAUUAUUUUUCAUGUGUUAUAUUUUUUACAAAAAAUGUUAGAGAAGAUAUAUAUAUGGCUUUUCUUUUUUGUAAUUUUUGUGUCUUUAAUAUUAAUGUAGUUUUUAAGAUAUUUCUCAUUCCAUUUCUCUCUGAUAUAAUCCAUGAUAUAAAAGAGUUGCUUUAUAUGUUUUUUUUUAGUUUUCCGUGCACAUAGAAAAUAUAUGAACAAAUGAAUUUAAUGAGAUAAAGGAGUACCUCUUUUUGUCAAAAAGCAUUGAUUUAGAAAGUUGUCUCGUAACUUAUCGUUAUAUUUUUGAAUGUAUUUUUGAAAGAUACUCAAAUUUAUACUGAUAAACAAUACAUAAUAUAGAAAAGCAUAUAAUAUAAGUAUUUAAUAUAAGCGUGAUAAAACUUAAUUAUUAUGAAUGAUAAAGAAAAUAACAAGAUAAAUGCAAGACAAUGUACUAACGAUAAAUGCGAGACUUAUCAUGUUAUAUGAGCUCUGAUAGUUUUUCUUACUGUCCUUACUAAAAAAAUUUAGUGUUUUUUAUCAUUAGAUUUAAUAUUACAAUUAUAAUACUUAAUGUUAUUUGAAAGAAAACAAUACGUUUUAUAUAACUUUUUGCAUGCUUUGGUUACUCAGAGAGGUGGAAAUACGCUCACAAUUCCCCUCAUCGAGCCCACGCAAUAUGUGUUACGCUGUACGUUGAAAAACGAAAGGAUCAUUGAUUCAAAAGGUGAAGAAAACUGAAGUGAAUCAGAAAUUGUCCAAAAUUCAUUUUACAUAGUUCUCAGAUUCGUACCUUAACAUACUAAUACCGUUUUUAAGUUAUUUAACAUUAAUGUACAAAUGUCAUUUGUGGUUUUUAUAUUCCAAAAUGUAUGUAAUGUUGAUACAUGAAAA
This is a messenger RNA of Monomorium pharaonis (pharaoh ant), 5020 nucleotides long. It is a transcript of the gene dre4, whose product is annotated as FACT complex subunit spt16. Bases 388 to 3783 code for a protein of 1131 amino acids. Gene Ontology annotation, molecular function: nucleosome binding. The record is from RefSeq and is a predicted model, not a curated record. Lineage: Eukaryota; Metazoa; Arthropoda; Insecta; Hymenoptera; Formicidae. Gene Ontology annotation, biological process: transcription elongation by RNA polymerase II; positive regulation of transcription elongation by RNA polymerase II. Gene Ontology annotation, cellular component: FACT complex. The transcript is spliced from 17 exons.